UCGCACACUCCCUACCCUAAGGCCAUCCCAUCGCCAGAUUUGCGAAUUUUACACAGCCCAAGUGCUAUGCCAUUUCUUUCAAUCAGUUCCAUGAGACCCACCCCAGGGGAAGAAACCAAGAUCAUAGAUCGAGAAUCGAUAUCAAUCCUUUUAAUUCGUAAAGCCACGUACCGACCAAAAGCAUGGCCAAAUUUUUCUUUAGGCUUUCCUUUUCCUUGGGUAGGGGAUGGCGAUGGUCAUUUGGGGCACGUGUUCCUUAUUACCACAUCAAUCGAUCGACGUCCGGGAAUAACACGCGUGGCCCCGAUCGGACUGUCGAGAUUGCUGCGGUCCUCGCCGCAUUCGAACCCCCGGUCGCCUUUUUUUCUUGAAAGCGAAUCUUUUUUGACACCUUUCUAUCAUGGCGACCAUACGGCGUAUAUAUACGCGCUCUUCGAUGGGGUAGCGAGCGUUCAAACCUCCCACCGGGCAGUCAACCCGCCUUCUGUCGCCGCCGUCGUUUUCGUUCGUUCGUUCCCGACCAAGCUCUUGGCUAUGGCCGCUUGCUGGGCACCGACAUCGUCCUCUCCAUCGUCCUGGGGGUGGGACAAUAGCAGCACCAGCCUCUUGAUGAGCGAUGGGAUCGUCGCGGCCACGGCGGUGGCGGCGGUGAAUUCGUCCAGGCAGCAGCAGCAGCAGCAGCAGCAGCACAAUGCGGGCAAUUCGAUGAUCGUGCCGCCCAGCACGAGCUCGCCCAGCGCUAUGGGCCUCAAGCUGGGCAAGAGGAUCUACUUCGAGGACUCGCCAAAUGGAGCUCCGACCGCGAUUGCUCCGCAAGAAACCAGUGCUGCUACUGCGAUCGUCGCGAGCCCGCCGACGAGGAAGAAGCAGCGGGGCGUAGCGCAACCGGCGGCGACGCCCAGAUGCCAGGUCGAUGGCUGCGGCGCGGAUUUGAGCGGAUCCAAGGGCUACCACCGGCGGCACCGCGUUUGCGAGCUCCACUCCAAGGCGCCCAAGAGCAUCGUCAAGGGGCAGGAGCAGCGAUUCUGCCAGCAAUGUAGCAGGUUCCAUGGAUUGGGGUAUUUCGACGAGGGAAAGAGGAGCUGCCGGCGGCGCUUGGCGGGUCACAACCAGCGGCGGAGGAAGCCCCCUCCGCCCGAUCCAUUCGUGAUCCCUUCCUCGAUCUUGGGAUUCUCCUCCUCCGGGAAUUUCAUGAAUCCUCCACAGCAUUUGCUCGAUGGGAGCUUCAUCGUGAGCAAGAACAACUGGCCCUCGUCUUCCUCUUGCCGAUACGAUCAGCUCGCGGCGUACAAUCACUCCAAUUUCUUGCUCAAAUCCAAGCAGGACAUGAUCGCCACCCACGGCGUGUACCAGUUCCUCAAAUGCCACGCAGCGGCCUCAUCGCCAUCGCCGCCAUCCUCCUCCCAAUCUCCAUCCCCGGCCGCGAAAUCAUCCAUCGUGAUGGCGUCGCCGCUGGAGCCCGGGGCGAUCAAUCAUCCCACCACAAGCGAUGCUCUCUCUCUUCUGUCAGCCUCCGAGCAGUGGGGGUCUUGCUCCUCAUCGUCGCCGUCGCCGCCGGUCGCGAGCUCGAUGAUCGCUCACAACAAGCCCAUGAAAGUGGAUGAAUCGUCGUUUCAGCUACAGCUCUAUCACAGCGAUCCGGAUCAUCAGCGCCACUACCAGCAGCAAAGGUUCGUGGGCGGGAUCAGCGAUCUCUUCCAGUUCCAAAAGCCCACGGCGCUACUGCAGGAAUCUCAUCAAGCAUUUGAUGCCUGAGAAAAAAAACAGAGUGGAUCACUGUGGGAUCAAUCACUAGUUCGUGUCCGCCGUACUAGCGUACGGGGGAGAGACAAUUCGCGUGCCAUGUUUUUCUCUUUCUUUCUUUUUUCUGAUUGAAUGGUGUUGCUGUAUGCUCUUGAUCUUGUUGAUUUGGUUUGUUUCAUGUCCUUCUUGUAGUUUCUUGGAUGGUUUUGUUGCUAAUCUGGGUGGGCGGGAAAGCUUGCAUUGCGUACUGGGUCUGUGGAUGUCUGAAAUAUUUUAUACAAGAAACGCCUUUGAUAACU
This is a messenger RNA of Selaginella moellendorffii, 2042 nucleotides long. RefSeq lists its product as uncharacterized. The coding region runs from base 67 to 1755 and encodes 562 amino acids. Gene Ontology annotation, cellular component: nucleus. Gene Ontology annotation, molecular function: DNA binding. The record is from RefSeq and is a predicted model, not a curated record. The transcript has 3 exons. NCBI's taxonomy places the organism in Eukaryota, Viridiplantae, Streptophyta, Lycopodiopsida, Selaginellales, Selaginellaceae.